Molecule: messenger RNA, 705 nt
Organism: Jaminaea rosea
Lineage: Eukaryota; Fungi; Basidiomycota; Exobasidiomycetes; Microstromatales
Product: prenylated rab acceptor PRA1
Exons: 3
Coding region: 47-556 (169 amino acids)
Cellular component (GO): Golgi apparatus
Source: RefSeq, a predicted model, not a curated record
CUCCUCUCUCUCUCUCCCACAACAACGCAACCACCCAUCACCCAUCAUGAGCGCUCAAAUCCUCUCCACCAUGAUGACCCUCCCUCAAACCCUCAAGGGAAUCUUCACAAAAGAGCGUCUCUCCUCCCUUCGACCCAUCGGGGAAUUCUUCGACUAUCAACGAAUCUCCCGCCCCCAAGACCUCAAUGAAGCUACGCAGAGAAUCACUUAUAACACGCGACACUUUUCUGCAAAUUACCUCGUACUCAUCGGUCUACUGGCCGUCUAUGGUUUGCUGACAAGCCCGCUACUGCUCGUGGCUAUAGCCUUUUUGGUGGGGUCUUUUGCGGCCGUCAAUCGUUUUGCGCCGGAACCGCUGCAGGUGGGGGAGCAUGUGGUUACGCAGAAGAGUCUCUACACUGGUGUUGUGGUGGUGGGAGUCAUAUUGCUUUGGUUCGCAAGUCCUUUUGGUCUCCUCUUCUGGCUCAUUGGAAGCUCAGCAUUCCUCGUUCUCGGGCAUGCGGCCUUCAUUGAACCGCCAGUCAGCUCAGAGUACACGGGAGUCGAGACGGUAUAGAUCGAGAGGGGAGAGAGGGGGGGAGGUCCGGGGGGAGAAUGCAACGAGGAGAACGCAACAAGGAGUUGGGCAACGAUAUACUGUGGUGAAGCCAGGAGGAGGGAGGAGCAGAUUCGAGGGCCGGACGCCCAUUGAGCCCAACAUAUGUC